Phaeoacremonium minimum UCRPA7 is the source of this 459-nucleotide messenger RNA. Its product is annotated as putative tat pathway signal sequence protein. The record is from RefSeq and is a predicted model, not a curated record. NCBI's taxonomy places the organism in Eukaryota, Fungi, Ascomycota, Sordariomycetes, Togniniales, Togniniaceae. The transcript has a single exon. Bases 1 to 459 code for a protein of 152 amino acids.
AUGAUCUCGUCAAGCGAGAACCCCUUCGCGCCAGAGUUCGGCAACAUCACGCUGACGAUCCUGAACCGCAACACCUACCGCGAGCGGUUCACGUUCAACUUCACCAUGGCCAUGCCCGUGGUGGCCCUGAGCGGCACCUUCAACGACACCUCGACCACGACGUGCUACUUCAACAGCACCGUGCUGAGCGCCACCAUCUGGACGCGCAUGCGCGCCGACUACCCGCGCAACAUCUCGAGCGUCGCCGCGCCCGUCAACGCCAGCUCGACGUUCGACCCCUGGCCGUUCGCGGUGGACAUCGCCGAGACGCAGCCGGCGGGCGCCGACGUCCCGGACUGUCGGGACUGGCAGGGGCGGGCCGUGGGGGACGUCAGCGCGGGCGACGGGGGCGGGGCGUGCAGUUGCUCGUAUUCGAACUAUGACACGCUGACGACGAACGGGACGGCUUCCAGGGCGUGA